Penaeus vannamei (Pacific white shrimp) is the source of this 1601-nucleotide messenger RNA. Its product is annotated as pentatricopeptide repeat-containing protein 2, mitochondrial. Gene Ontology annotation, cellular component: mitochondrion. Gene Ontology annotation, biological process: mitochondrion organization; regulation of mRNA processing; multicellular organism development. Lineage: Eukaryota; Metazoa; Arthropoda; Malacostraca; Decapoda; Penaeidae. Gene Ontology annotation, molecular function: RNA binding. The record is from RefSeq and is a predicted model, not a curated record.
UAGAUCUUGUAAACAUGUCUUGGUCACAUGUGUUGAGGACGUGUAAAUCUCCGUUAUUUGGCUUAAAUUCAUUAUGCCGGUCGCCUGUAACAAAUGUUUUACGUCCCAUAGGAUGUCGGCAGCUGUUCACCCCCUCUGUCUUGGGUCUCGAUGGCUACCUGUCAUCUAGAGAGAAAAUUCAAAUCCAAUUUUCAAGCAUGACUGGGAAAUUUCAAGACCGCAUGAGAGAAGUCUUGCAGUCAGAGAAGAACAACACCAUCUUUACCGAGGACCUGAAGAAUGCGGCACACUUAGCGGAGGCCAACACCAAUGACAUUGAACUGGUCCUUGAAAUGGCUAAAAAAUUUAACAAACAAAACAGCGGUCUACGUUUUGGAACCUUUGUGUUUGGGCCAGUGGUGAUGAGGAUGCUGCAUCACUUAGACUGCCCCGAUGUAGCAAUUCAGGCACUGAAAUCAGAAGAACUGGAUGGCUUCUUUGAUCAGUUAGCAUCUUACCAAUUAGCAUUGGAUUUAUUGUAUGAGAAAGAGAGGUACGAAGAUGUCAUUGAUGUUUUUAGAGAUCUCCAGAAUAAGCGACUGCAAGGAACCAAAUUCCCCAAAAAUUGCUUCAUGAUCGCCAUUGCAGCUUGCUAUAAGAUGAACAGUGAGGAAAGUUUAAGAACAGUAUUGGAAUUUGUGAAGGAGGCCGAGGAGUCUGGCAUUUCCAUCAACCGCCGAUGUCUCAUCUUCGUAGCAGCACUGGCCCAAAGGCAAAAUCAUCCUCACAUUACCCUUGAAUACCUGGCCAAAGCACGGAACGUCUCCCACAUUGCUCUUCGUAAUCUGCGAAUUCUGGCCCUGGUGGAGACAUCUCGCUUAGAAGAAGCCCUUCCCAUCUUGCGGGCUGUUGUGCAGAUUGAUAUCCCAGACAAUAGCCGGCCUGGAAAGAAAUCCUACGUACUCAGGGAAACGGUUGAAGCUGUAGAAGCAGCAGUGCAGAAAACCAAUGAUAAAGAACUUAUAGCAGAAUUUAAACACCUACACAGAAGUUUAGAGGAAAACCGUCAUAUAACAGAAAAUAGCCUAGACAAAUAUGUCACUGAACCCAUUGAUAUCUAUAAAUCAAAUGAGAACAAACAGGACAAGGCGAUGCUUGCAGCUUCCUUCAACAGAAAUAGCAAGAACAAGAGACGCCCACAGAAGUAUGCUCAGAAUAGAAAAGGGCUUUUGGAGAGAGAAUGAAAAUUCCUGAAUACAUUACGAGUGACAAAUAUUUGGACAGUUUGUAAAAAGGAGUGCUUCUUGUGAAAAUUUAUUGUAUACUUUAGACAAUAUACAACACUGACAGUCCACAUGUCUCUGGUUAAACAUCUGUAUGAUUAAAUGGUGAGGAAAGUUUGAACGAGAAAUAAUAGUGAAAACAAUUUACUAAUUUGAUGUAUUGUCAGUGAAACAAGAUAUUAAAUUGGUUCACUGUGGCAGGAUUUGUUCAUUCUUAUAACCUUUUCGGAUCUUAUCAUUUUUCACUGUGGAAAAUAAUGUAAAUAAUGUAGUAUAUUGUAAUAUUCUUAUUGUUAAGUGUUAAUACGAUUCUAAAAUUUCAAUAAAGAAUGAAAGGUC